AUGGUGUAUUCUUGGGACGACAAAGAGGCGCUAUGCUAUCAACUCUAUGUCGAGGAGCGCAGGAGUCUCGAGGAGGUCAUGUCGUACUUUGAGAUACGAGGGUUCACCCCAAGCAAGCGUGCCUUCCAGACCCAAUUCAAGCGAUGGGAGUUCCCCUCGAAGCAGAAUCCAGCGCACAAGAACACGGCCCUCGUCGCGCGACUCCAGCAACUAUGGGAACAGAACUAUACGCAGAAGGACAUGGUGGACACGCUACAGGCUGAGGGCUUCCAGAUCAACGACCGCGAACUGCUGCGCUUGCGCCUAAGGCUCAAGCUCUUGCUUCGAGAGAGCGUUUCCAGAUCGAACAAGACAAAGGCUGAUGGAGGGAGGAUACAAAAGAAGCCGAAGAAGAAGCCUACCAAGGUUGUGCCUGGGAGAGGUCUGAUCAACCAGCUUGGUAACGCGAUAUUGGCGGAGGAAUCUACGAGCGACGAUGGAAGCGAAGAAGAGCCCGCGACUGCUCAGGAAGAAGGAGAUGAGGGUGGGGCAUCUGUGGAAGAAGCGCGGCCUAUACUCCCCGAACCCGACAUCACAGGCUUGAGCGAGGAGGAAGUGCUACGCAAGCAACUGCGCCAGCAGCAGCUUCAGACCGAGAGCGACGAGAAAUGGCGGACACGCAAGCGAAGACGUCGAACACGCGGUUGGGCCGGAUUGCCAGCAGACGCACCCGGCGAACCUCCACGAUUCCCGUCCGAAACCACCAUCGACGAAGCCAAAGCAUACCUCGGUCUCGACAACGAUAUGUACCGGCAGGUUCGAGAGAGCUUUCUCCAGAUCUGCAAGGAGCAGGAAGUUACAAAGAAGACCAUUGCCGGUCCGGAGAAGUGGGCGCAGAUUGUACAACAACUCAUUCGAGAUGACGCGCACUUGACCCAAGUCUUCCAACAAGAGCCAGAGGUGCUACAGAACGUCGACGCGCUCUUCCGUCCGAAAGGUCAGAGAGCGCUGUCACUCGACGUUAUCUGUCUGGACGUUACAAAGCGCUUACGAACGAUGGAUUCACGCAUGACCCUCGCCGACGCAAAGAACCUCCUUGGUCUCAACCCCGAGCAGACGCGACACGUCCGAAGCGCCUUUGCCGACAAGCUGAAAGCAGCUCAUUUCUCAAACAAGCACGAAGCUGGUGAGGAACGCUGGACAGGGUUGAAGCAAGCGUGGGUCAACGAGUCCGAGUUCCUGGUGAAGGCGCUCGCACAAGGGGAAGACGAUCCAGAAUACGCAAGGAAGUUGCGAGCUCUGGAAGUCCUGGCCCGAGACGUGAUGAAGCGGCAACAGCAGGAAAAGACCUCCAGAGACCCCAGCAAGAAAAAACAGGUUCAUCAGGGCCCGGGACCAGGGCCUGCACCGCCGGUCGUCGCUACGCAUCCGACGAGCAUGGGAAAUAAGGGGAGACAACACAGUAGUGCUAGUCGAAAGGCUAUAACACAGACUCCAUACACCGCCACGCCCUCCUUAUCCACAGCUUCAGAUCUCCAAAUCGACCCAUCUCUCCUCCUAGCCGCCAGCGACGCCGCAGUCCUCCCCAUCCCCUCCUAUCAACCUCAACACCACUACCAAUCCUCCCACUACCAACCAGCAUCCCAGCACAACCACCAGCACAACCACAACCACAACCACAACCACCACUACCAACAACCCUACUACCCCGCCACUCCUCCCAUCCCCACGCCCCUCCCGGUCUACUUCCGCCUCCACGCCCACUCCUCAACCCCCUACCCCACGCGCUCCGUCUGGCUCUCCAUCCUGCAAACUCCCUCCCUCAACGCACUCCGCGACUUGGCGAUGCGCGAACACCCGGGUACUGUUGUGCAUAAAAUGCAGGGGUUGGUUGUACAUAGAGGGGGGAGGGCGGAGAGUGAGGUUGUGGUUGAGGUUACGGAUGAUGAGGAGUUGGGUGCGUAUUUGGGGCUUGUUAGAAGGGCGGGAGGGGAGGAUGGGGGGCAGGGGCAGGGGAAGGCGACGUUCGUUGUGUUGUUGGGGAUGGGUGGGGAGGGGGGAGGCGGGUUUGCGUAG
Messenger RNA from Alternaria ethzedia, 2055 nucleotides. RefSeq lists its product as uncharacterized. The transcript has 4 exons. The coding region runs from base 1 to 2055 and encodes 684 amino acids. The record is from RefSeq and is a predicted model, not a curated record. NCBI's taxonomy places the organism in Eukaryota, Fungi, Ascomycota, Dothideomycetes, Pleosporales, Pleosporaceae.